Daldinia vernicosa is the source of this 1990-nucleotide messenger RNA. RefSeq lists its product as uncharacterized. NCBI's taxonomy places the organism in Eukaryota, Fungi, Ascomycota, Sordariomycetes, Xylariales, Hypoxylaceae. The record is from RefSeq and is a predicted model, not a curated record. Bases 641 to 1990 code for a protein of 449 amino acids. The transcript is spliced from 7 exons.
AGACCUUACCUUCACUUUAUACCUGUUUGGGCCGUACAUACUGUCGAGGGAGCUCUUGAGCUUCAAGGGGUCGUUGUAUUUCUGCCUUAAUACAACUUCGUACCAUGUCGCGGUGUUUGAUGGUGGCUGCGGCUCAGACAUUCUUAGGUUAUUCCAGCGCUCCCACCCCUGCAAGAGACUGGCGACAGCUUUUCAUCCGAGGUUAACAAGCGGGCUGAAAAGGGAAAAAAUAGGGACGGCUCUGAAGAGAAUAAAGGUUAAUCUGGUGAGUUGUGUGUAGAUUGGAAUACAUGGAAAAAAGCAAAUCAGUCCAACGGCAGCUCCCGGCUGACCAGCAGCAGGGAGCGUCGGACAGAGUGCCUAAUAAAAUGUCAGGCCAGCGCAUAGGUAUCUGCAUCACGACAAUCUAAGCAACCUUGAGAACCAAUCGGAUAUGAUCUGCGGAGUAAAAUAUGCAGCAAGCCUAGGCGUGCAACCUAAGACAGUAACCAGCAAGGCUCUCCAGAAAGCCCUUAUUCUUCCCGAAAUGCCUUUAGAAGAAGUAAAUUUCCAAAUAAGUUAACCUUCAGAGAUACCCGCUAUUAGCAAGCAUUCAAUUGCCAGCCCUUACCCACGCUUACUCUGGCUAUUAAUAGACAGGAUGGACUGGCCUAUGGAAGACUCGGCUUGGUCUAACAUCGACUUAGAGACGUUUGGUUUUGAAUCACGCCCUACCGUAGCCCUCCGAAAAUCGGAAUCACAUACAACGUUGACACGGGAUAUACUUCAGAAUAAGAACGACUGGGAGAUUUGGUUUGAUAUUGCCCUGAAUCCCACUCCUGGGUCGAACGAGUUCCAUGCCGUACUUUGCAGUAGGGCAGCGCCUAUUUUUGAGGGGGAAGAUGCUCCAGUUUCCUACGUCUCAGUCUCAAGGGACACGUGGGAGAGGCUUACAAGAUUAUUCCAUAUCCACCGGGGUAUCACACGGUCGAUAGCUAGACAGGUCGCUUGCAUUUCGUCGUUCUACGAGGAGAAAAAAGGGGCAAGUACGAAGAUAUGCUUUACUGCCCGAAUGUCGAAAUAUCUCCCUGGAGACCUAGCGUUAUCUGUCACUUAUAUCCCAAGCACCGAAUCCAUAUAUGCUGUUAUGUAUGGUUGCAAUAAAGAUCAGAUACAGGCAAUCGAGAAGCGCAUUCAAUCGGCUGGUGACAGAACUAAAUAUCCGUUAUUAAUGAUCGGGAUCUUCGUCGAACUAGAGAGAGAAAGACUAGUGUCUAUAGCCGACAAACUCCUGGAUGGGUUUACCUUGCGAUCAGAGAAUCUAGAGAAUGGGACCUGGGACCCGUCUAUAGAUAUGAGUAAGGAGAAGACACAAGAAUACCUGGCGCUUUGUCUUCAAAGCCGAAGUCUUAUAGACCACAUGAACGCCGUAAAGCGGCAAGUGGUAAAGCUUCUGGCCGAGAUAGAAGAGUUCGAAGGUUAUCUUUCAUCUCAUAAACAUGGAGAGCGUUCUCACGAUGGUAAGAGAGUACAUCGGUUCAAGAAAAUUGGAGCCCAGAUGAAGAAGAGACUGCAAGAUACCAUCAAUGAGUAUGAUGGCAAGAUAGACGAAUGUAAUAUGAUCCUAGGAAAUAUUACUCUGGCUAUGCAGACGGUCUGGAAUCAAAUCGCGAUGCACGAUUCGGACCUCAAUACUCGCAUUGCUCACGUAAACACAGGGGUCGCCCUUGAAACAAAACGGGAAGGCAUCCAAAUGAGGUCGAUUGCUAUACUGUCGAUGAUUUACUUGCCUUUUUCCAGCGUUGCGACUAUAUUCUCGAUGGAUAUGUUUGACUGGAAUGCCCAGGAUGGAGGGUCUGUCGUGUCCAAGUAUAUCUGGCUGUUCGCCACAUUCGCGAUUGGACUCACUGCGAUCACAGUCUACGCCUGGUAUCACAUCACUACCCGUCAUGAGAGAAAAGCGGACGAAGAAGCUUCGGAAAUCCAAGUAAGAAUUGAAAAGAUGGUUUAA